Molecule: messenger RNA, 1068 nt
Organism: Daucus carota subsp. sativus
Lineage: Eukaryota; Viridiplantae; Streptophyta; Magnoliopsida; Apiales; Apiaceae
Exons: 10
Coding region: 128-829 (233 amino acids)
Molecular function (GO): nucleoside triphosphate diphosphatase activity
Source: RefSeq, a predicted model, not a curated record
AUUUUUCGAGUCAGUACUUGUCAAAACCCAGCAAAACCCUUUUUCCCUAGAAACCCAGAAAUAGAAAGGCAGAAGUGAACAGAUCACAACUCAACUCACCCCUUGUCAUCUUGAAUCACCUCAAUUCAUGGAGGAAACAGCUGCUACAUCUUCUUUUAAGAUAAUAUUGGGGUCUUCUUCAGUUGCCCGUAGAAAAAUACUGGCUGACAUGGGAUAUGAAUUUACUGUCAUGUCUGCAGACAUAGAUGAAAAAGGCAUUCGGAUGGAAAAUCCUGAAGAACUGGUAAUGGCUCUUGCGGAGGCAAAGGCUAGUGCUGUUGUAUCAAAGCUUCGGACUAUUGAUAACCAAGCAAAGGAUGAUAAACAAACUCUUGUGAUUGCAUCUGAUACAGAAGAAGCCAUCACACCAGAGCUUGCUAUUGGUGAUCACAAGAAGAAUGCUGAGCCGACACUUUUACUUACCUGUGACCAAGUGGUCGUCUAUGAAGGUAUAAUCAGGGAGAAGCCAUCCAACAAGGAAGAAGCACGUCAAUUUAUCAAAGGUUACUCUGGCGCACGUGCAGCAACAGUAAGUUCUGUUCUUGUAACGAACUUAAGUACUGGAUUUAAGAAGGGAGACUGGGACAGAGUGGAGAUUUAUUUCCAUGACAUACCGGAUCACAUUAUUGAUAACCUGAUCGAAGAGGGAACGGUGCUUUAUGUUGCUGGAGGCCUAAUAAUCGAACAUCCCUUGGUUUUACCCUACAUUAAAAAUGUGGUUGGUACUACUGACAGUGUGAUGGGACUUCCUAAGGCUCUUACAGAGAGACUGAUUAGAGAGGCCCUAUGAUUGACUAGUCAACAACAUACUCGUCAGCUCUGUAUCUAAAUUAUUUCUCAGUACUAUCAAAUGUAAAAACUUUAUCUUUAUCUUGUACGUUUGUGCUCAUUCGAAAAAUUGCAGCUUUUUUACUAAACAAAUUAUGCUGUUCAAACCUUUGUGGCUCACAAAAUGUCUAGCAAAGUAUGUCAUUUAAACCCUGAUUUUUUUUUAUUUUUUUAAUUUAUGUUUUUGACAAUUUAAUCUUA